AUGAUCAUCAGCAGACAUCCUAAUAUGCAAUUGGCUAAUUAUCAACCCUCGAAUGUUGCUUAUGAUCCUUUUUCUUUUGACCUUUUGAAUCAUCAAAAUUAUUGGAAUCUUCUCAUAAAAGAGGGUCAGUUGAAUGACCAUUGCAUGCUCAACGUCUCUUUUGGUGAGUUCGAAACGGAUGAGCCCUUGUGUGAUAAAAGGAAAGAUAGAAAGAAGAAAAUGAUAAAAAUGAAGAAGGCUAAGAGGUAUACGGAUGUUCCAAGAAGGAAAUGGACAGACUUUGCAUGGAGGAAAAAAACUCAUGUUCACAAAUUUCAUUUACGUCAAAAAAAGCAUAAAAGGCCUAACUUGUUGCCCAAAUUCCUCUUGUUGGGUCCUAAAUUUGUCAGAUAUGGGCAUUUCUGUGGAGUAAGAGACAGUAGGGCAAGUAAAUGUCCGUUUAGAGGCGCCUCUCGGGAAAAGCUCGUUUUCGAUUGCAAAAACUGCAUAUGUCAAACAUUUUCGAUAUACUCCAGUCCGUUAGCAAUGGCAGCGCAUAUUAAAUCGUGUGGAGAAGAUUUCGAAACGUCAUUUGACGAUUGCUGUUUACUGAAAUAG
Messenger RNA from Zygotorulaspora mrakii, 597 nucleotides. RefSeq names its product Spr6p (gene SPR6). Bases 1 to 597 code for a protein of 198 amino acids. The record is from RefSeq and is a predicted model, not a curated record. Lineage: Eukaryota; Fungi; Ascomycota; Saccharomycetes; Saccharomycetales; Saccharomycetaceae. The transcript has a single exon.